UCCAUCCGGAUCGAGUCUACAUUGCUAACGCAAUAAAAACAAGUAGAGCCAGUUGUUUGUUUUUUUAAGUUUCUUUCAAAAGAAAAAUGUCGUCGUUUGAAAAUGUCGAUCUGCUCCAACUGUUGGAUGCAGUCAGUUCAAACAGCAAGCCACGUCGAAAAUCGUCCAAGACUAACGCGUCUGCAAUGGAAGAAGAUUCGCAACAAACUCGCAAAAAACGCUACAGCAAAUCGAGAGUGAGGGCCCGCAGUCCGACACAGGUGAUGCGAAUCAAACGGACCCGACGAGUCAAAGCUAACGAUCGCGAACGUAACCGCAUGCACAUGCUGAAUCAUGCGCUGGAUCGACUACGCACUGUCCUGCCCACCUUCCCGGAAGAAACGAAAUUAACAAAAAUCGAAACCCUACGGUUUGCCCACAAUUACAUCUGGGCCCUUUCGCAGACGUUGGAUCUUGUCGGCGGACACGAUCCAUCGGGUGGAAGCAUCCAGGUGAAUGUCGGCAAUGUUACAGUCAGCAUCAGCGAUCAAGGCAGUUCAAUCACAUCUACAAACGCCCCCGACCAUACGCUCAUUCCGUGGAACAAUCGUCGGAUGGUCGAACCUCCUCUCCCACAAUUUGAUUCUUCAUCUUCUUCAUCCUCGUCUUGUGGAGGAAACCAAACUGCUAAUGACUAUUUCGAUGUUUUCGUCAACCAAUUGGCCAACAAGAAAACGGACCACUUCCAGCAAUUCCAGCAGCCGCAAAUUCAUCAAGCACAACCUCAACAAACGUGGCUGCCUGGCCCGGCAGUUGUUAACCAAACAAAUAACUGGACAAACAGCAAUCAGUACAACGAAUAUCACCUACCCUAUUCUUCUACUGGCUGCUCCGUUGAUAGUUACUACUCUGAUUCAUCGUCCAGCUCAGGAUAUCACGAUAUGCUGUCCCCCGAAUUCCCGUGUCUUUGAAAAAAAAAAAGAAAAGCCGACGACGGCGACCGAACAAAAAUUUUGCCUUUUUCUCAUAUCGAUUCUUUCCCCAUUCAAAACGUUAUAUGCAACCCCCCCCCCCCACAGAGCUGCUAAAAAUGAUUUCAAAAAUGCAAUUCA
Molecule: messenger RNA, 1091 nt
Organism: Daphnia carinata
Lineage: Eukaryota; Metazoa; Arthropoda; Branchiopoda; Diplostraca; Daphniidae
Product: basic helix-loop-helix neural transcription factor TAP-like
Exons: 1
Coding region: 87-950 (287 amino acids)
Molecular function (GO): protein dimerization activity
Source: RefSeq, a predicted model, not a curated record